AUGGGUCCUAGUAUCGCCAGCCCGAUUACGCUCCCCGUUCCGUCUAUAGCGUCCGCCUGCAACGCUCCGCGCCCGCCGGGAGCGGGCCAUAGCGACGCGCUUAGUCCUCUCCACGCCGCGUCGCUUGGCCCAGCCGCAUCGCAGUCAGAGUCCAUGGACGUGCGCGGGACACACGCUAGUGCUGACGUGGAUCACGAGAGCAACGACCGAUGGCAGCAGUGGCAGGAGGAGCGACAGCGGGAAACAUCUAGCGCGCUCGAGCCAACUCCUAAAAGGCUACGCGGCUCGUACCGCUGCCGUCGCUGCGGCCAGCCUAAGAAAGGCCACGUGUGCCCGCUCACGUCACCGUCUCCCGCACCGCCGUACGCGCGUCGACCAUGCCAGUCCAAUCCGCACCACGCGAACACCCACUCCCAUCCGCCCAACCCCUCUUCUUCCGUCGGAUGCGGCGACCCCUCGUGCGGCGGCGCGUGCGGCAACUCCCGCGACUGUGGAUUUGAUUCACCCAGCGGGAUUACCCGCGCGGACGUGCGCAAGCCCGCGUCGUGCAGCAUGGGGAACAUGCAGCCGCUGCGUCUCCCCGACGCCUCCGCCGGGCCAGCGGACUCCGCCAACGCCUACACUGCGGACGGCGGACGCUCCUCCGCGUGCCAGGGCGGGCCGAACGCGCAUAUAAGCCUCACUGCGCCCGCGCUCACCGCAUCGUGCCGCAGCCUCCCCAGUCGCAGCGGCUUGUCGGACUCCAACUUCUCCUUCCCCGCCGCGCACACCCACGCGCACGGCAACGCGCACGGCGCCAUCACCUCGAGAAUGGCGCCCCACUGCGCCUCCCCGCACAGCCUUCCGCCGCUCUCCCAUUCAAGCCUCCGCCCUGGUCCCCCCGGGGCGAGCGGGUCGGCAGCAGCGGCAUCCGCGCGGCCGGUGGUGCAGAGGAGUCCUCAGGACAUGUGCAUGCUCAACAUCCUCGCUAAGCUGCCCCCGCGCGACCUACUGAGCGCGAGCAGCUGCUGUCGGCGGUGGCGGCGGCUGGCGGCGGAGAUCUGGGGCAACGUGGAGGCGGCGGCGCUCUCGCUUGACGCGACGCCGUCGCUCGCGACGGACGCGCUCGUCUACGUGCCCUUCAUGCUGCGCCGCUGCCCGCGCCUCGUGCACCUCUCGCUGCAAGCCGCCAGAUGCGUGGACGAUCGCCUGCUGCAUCGCAUAGCCGCCGAGCAGCCGAAUCUGGAGUCGCUCGUCAUUCGCACGGCACCCAACGUCGCAUGCCACGUCACAGACAACGGCAUGGCGGCGCUGCUGCAUGGGUGCGCGUCGCUGCGCGCCGUGGAUAUGGACGGAUGCAUCGCGCUGCCGUCGCUCACCGUCGCCUCGCAGUCCUUGACGGCGCUGACUCUCUCCGCCUGCGCGCGCCUCUCGCGCCUCUCCCUCGCGUGCCCCGCGCUGCAGCGCCUCUCGCUCUCCCUCCUCCCCGCGCCCGCUCCGCCCUCCGCCGCUCCGCCCGCGCGCACGUGCUCCCAGACGCACGCGCACGCUAGCGCGCAGAUGAGCGGAGAUCCCGCGCACGCGGAGGCGGUGAUCAGCCACGUGGCGAGCCUUGCGGCGCCUCUCGAGCGUCUGCACAUCGCGUCACCUUACACCACCGACGCGAUGGUGGCGGCGCUGGUGCGCGCACACGGGCAGUCGCUCUGCGCGCUCUCCAUCACGCACUCGCUCUCGCUCACCGAUGAGGGCGUGGCGAACAUCUGUCGCGCCUGUCCGCAUCUGCAGCACCUGGACCUCUCCGCCUCGCCCAACCUCUCAGACGCCGCCCUCCACGCCAUCAGCGCCUCGCUCUCUCACUCCCUCACACACCUCCUCCUCGCCGCCUGCCCUGGCAUCACGCCACGUGGCGUGCAGGCAUUGGUGCAGCGCCUGCCCAAUCUGGAGCUGCUAGACGUGGGGCGGUCGCUGCUCCCCCGCGCCCCCUCGCCCUCCCCCACCCUCGCCAGCGCCGCCAGCACCACCUCCGCCAUGGGCGCAGGGGGCAUGGCGGACGGGUGGAGGGGGAACGGCAGGGGACAGUGGGGGGACGCGGGGGGCGAUUAUCAGGGGGAGGUGGGGAUGGGGAUGGAUGGGGGAAUGGGGGGAGCGGGGGGUGAAGGCAGCAACGGAUACAUGGGGGGUGGGGAGGGCAGUGGUAUGGGGGCAUCAAGCGCAACAGGCACGGCAAGAGGAGUGGCGGCAGGAGGGGAGGGGCGGCGGUUAGAGCUGCGCAGCAGCAGCCUGAGGAAGCUCAGUCUCUGGGGCUGCUCUCUGCUGCAGACGCUUGUCCUCGACUGCCCGCAGCUGGAGCACCUUAAUGUGAACUCCUGCACCGCACUGCACCCAUCUGCCUACGGCUGCCGCCUCAACUGCCCGUCGCUGCGGUUCAUCCUGGCCGUUGGAUGCCCCGUGUCGCCCCACACCCUUCUGCGCGCGGCGUGCCUUGCAGACCAAUCCCCAUGCAUGGGCGAUGGCAUGGGGGAUGGUAUGGGGGAUGGUAUGGGUGAUGGUAUUGGGGAUGGUAUAGGUGAUGGUAUGGGUGAUGGUAUGGGGAAUGGUAUGGGUGAUGGCAUGGGCGAUGGUUAUGGGGAUGAUAUGGGUGAUGGCAUGGGGGAUGGUAUGGGGAAUGGCAUGGGCGUCUCUCCCAACACUUGCUUGGGCGAUGACAUGGGGGUUGGCAUGGGCGAUGACAUGGGGAAUGGCAUGGUCAAUAGCAUGGGGAAUAGCAUGGUCAAUAGCAUGGGGAAUGGCGUGGGUCCAUCUCAAAGCGGGUAUGUGGGAGAUGGCAUGGGGAAUGGCAUGGAUCCAUCCCUUGGCUCAUAUGUGGGAGAUGGCAUGAUGCAUGCACAACCAAGUGCAUGGCAACCCCCUUCCCACACGCAGACGGGGAAUGGCAUGGUAAAUGACAUGGGGAAUAGCAUGGUAAAUGACAUGGGGAAUGGCAGCGCAUACUGCAACACAGAUACUGAUGGCAUGGCAGGGACUCCGUCUCACAUGAACAUGCAGACGCAACCACACAUGCACCCACAUGCACACAUGCACAUGGGAGGGCAGAUGCAGCAGCAGGGGCAGGUGAUGGUGUGGGAGUGA
Molecule: messenger RNA, 3108 nt
Organism: Closterium sp. Naga37s-1
Lineage: Eukaryota; Viridiplantae; Streptophyta; Zygnematophyceae; Desmidiales; Closteriaceae
Source: the annotation of a GenBank genome assembly